AUGGAUAAAGUCAAUAACUCUGUGGUGUCUGAGUUUGUGUUCCUGGGGCUUUCCAAUUCCUGGGAGAUACAGCUGCUCCUCUUUUUCUUUUCCUCUGUCUUCUAUGUGGCGAGCCUGAUGGGGAAUCUCCUCAUUGUGCUAGCAGUGACCUCGGAUUCUCAUUUACAGACUCCCAUGUACUUCCUGCUGGCAAAUCUUUCCAUCAUUGACUUGAUAUUUUGCUCUUCUACAGCUCCCAAGAUGAUUUAUGAUCUUUUAAGAAAGCACAAAGUUAUUUCUUUUGGGGGGUGUCUAGUCCAAAUCUUCUUUAUUCAUGCAAUUGGGGGCACUGAAAUGGUGUUACUCAUUGCCAUGGCAUUUGACAGAUAUGUUGCCAUCUGCAAACCUCUCCACUAUCUGACCAUCAUGAACCCCCGAAGAUGCAUUUUAUUUUUAAUCACUUCCUGGAUUAUUGGACUUAUUCAUUCAGUGACCCAGUUGGCUUUUGUUAUAGACUUGCCUUUCUGUGGCCCUAAUGAAUUAGACAGCUUCUUUUGUGAUCUUCCUCGAUUUAUCAAACUUGCUUGCACAGACACUUACAAAUUGGGAUUCAUGGUUACUACCAAUAGUGGCUUUAUUUCUGUGUUCGGCUUUUUAAUUCUGAUGAUCUCUUAUAUUUUUAUUUUGGUCACUGUACAGAAAAAAUCUUCUGGUAGCAUAUCUAAGGCUCUUUCUACUCUGUCAGCUCACGUCACAGUGGUGGUUUUGUUCUUUGGGCCAUUAAUCUUUUUCUACAUCUGGCCAUUUCCCAUAUCACAUCUGGAUAAAUUUCUUGGCAUCUUUGAUGCUGUUAUCACUCCUUCUCUAAAUCCAGUUAUUUACACUUUUAGAAAUAAGGAGAUGAAGGGAGCAAUAAAGAGAUUAUGCACUCAAUUUAUGAAUUACAGUAAAUUUUAA
This is a messenger RNA of Sorex araneus (European shrew), 936 nucleotides long. RefSeq names its product olfactory receptor 4F6-like. The transcript has a single exon. Bases 1 to 936 code for a protein of 311 amino acids. Gene Ontology annotation, cellular component: membrane. Gene Ontology annotation, molecular function: G protein-coupled receptor activity; olfactory receptor activity. NCBI's taxonomy places the organism in Eukaryota, Metazoa, Chordata, Mammalia, Eulipotyphla, Soricidae. The record is from RefSeq and is a predicted model, not a curated record. Gene Ontology annotation, biological process: G protein-coupled receptor signaling pathway.